UAUCUAACAAAAGCGAUGGGAAUUCAAGGGUUGUUGCCGUUCGUUCAAAAGGCGACGAGGCCGGCAAACGUGAAAGAAUUUAGUGGGAAAACUGCAGCCGUGGAUACUUACUGCUGGCUUCACAAAGGCGCGUUUUCGUGUGCCGAACGACUUGUGAAGGGUGAAAAGACCGAUGCGUAUGUGAGCUACUGCAUGAAGAUGGCAGACCUGCUCAUCGAGUCCGGCGUGCGGCCGAUCUUGGUUUUCGACGGACGGCAUUUGCCAUCGAAGAAAGGGACGGAGAAAAAGCGCAGGGAACAGCGGGAAAUCAACAGACAGAAAGCAAAACAGUUUCUCAUCGAAGGAAAGAUCCAGCAAGCACGGGAAUGCUACCAGAGAGCUGUUGACGUUACGUCUGCCAUGGCUCAUGAAGUCAUCGUGGAGUGCAGGAGGAGGGGCAUUGAUUAUAUCGUAGCACCAUACGAAGCAGAUGCACAACUCGCUUACCUGGCACAAUGCAAGCUGGCUGAUGUCGUCAUCACCGAAGAUUCCGACCUCAUCCUCUUUGGAUGUGAAAAGGUUCUGUUCAAGAUGGAUCGAGCAGGAUUUGGCCAAUUGUACGAGAAGUCGAGACUAGGUGAAUGUUUUGGACAGCUGGCGGACCGCUUUACCCACGACAAGUUCCGGCAGAUGUGCAUCCUUUCUGGUUGCGACUAUCUCCCUUCCCUGCCAGGCAUCGGCUUAGGAAAAGCCAGCAAGUUUUUCAAGCUCAUCACUAAUCCCAAUAUCCGAGCUACGUUGCCCAAGUUGCCAUCAUACCUUAAAAUGCCGGCCCUUUGCGUCAAUGAGCAGUAUGUCGAAGACUUCCUCAAAGCUGAGAACACGUUCCGCCAUCAACUUGUGUUCUGUCCCAUCCGGAAUGAACUGGUGCCGCUGAAUCCCUACGACCCCAGUGUUGACCCCACAGACAUGACCUACGCCGGACAACAGCUUCCAAGGGAGCAGGCUUUUGACAUAGCAGUAGGGAAUAUCGAUGUCAACACUGGGCAGAAGAUUGACAGCUAUUACCCAAAGGAUGGGAAGAUACUGCAAGAGAGAAGUAGUCAGGAUCAGAAGGUUAAGCCAAAGAAUGAUGUAGAAGUGAAGGACAACACUCCGAGAAGACUUGGUGCAUUUGAAAUUGCGGAGCGGAGGUUAGCGCGGCCUACAACUCCAAGAACACCAGUGAGGCAGCCACAGCGGCCCUCAAAGCCUCUCAGUUCGGUGGAAAACAUUGAUGCAGAAUACGACAAGCAAGAAAGCCCUUGGCAACAUCGAGAGGUCAACUCGCUGGGAAGCGGUGCACCACCCGAUGGCAGCAGCGCAAUGGAAACCUCUCCCGACAGUCAGAAUGAAUCGGGAAAUGUUUUCAAAGUAACACCUAAGCAAGUGGUUCGCAGCAGGUUUUUCUCAUCACCAGCAACUCCUCGUUCACCAAACAAAAAGCUUACAGAAUGGCAAAUUCAGCUUUCUAAACCCAUUCCUGAUGGCAGUCAAGUUGUGUCUAGCAAACCCCCACAUAGCAGUGCAUCACAGGGCAAAUUUCAGUGGGGGUCAAGUCUCGUGCCACAGGGUGCUCCAUCCACACCAGUUUCCAAGCAGGCGUCAACACCGUUCAAGCGGCUGCGACUGAGCAUGUCUGCGUUGGAAGGCAGUAGAAAAGCUUCGUGUGUCCUUGGCCCAGCAGUGAAAGAACAUCGCAAAAGUGUUGGAGAGUUGGAAGCAGAUAACAGUGCCAGUCAGUGUAGAAGCUUUAGGCAGCCAGAGGCCUCAAGUUUGCCAGAACAUAGCUUCAGUGAGUCACCAACAUCUAACGGUAGCUCACCUACAAAAAACACGCAUAGCCCACAAGCUCUACAGCGCCACAAGUCACUCUUUGAGGUUCUAGAAGAAAAACACCUGUCUGCACAGACACCAAGUGCUACUUCGCCUCCUGCAAAGUUUAAAAACCCCUUCGCAAAAGCACCGUCAUUUCCUCCUACGAGUGAUCUCAUAGUUAUGGAAUCUGAUGAAGAAGACCCUAUGCCCCCGGGUUGUCGGAAGAUACCAACGCAAAAAGAUUUUUCUUUGGCAAAAAUGCAAAAGGCCACUUUUGUAAUGGCAGAUGAGCUGGAAGAAAGUGAAGAGUCUCCAAUCCCCAAGUUUAAAGCCAGCUGUGAUUCCUCCGAAGAACAAGGAAACUCGUCGCAAGAUUUGGAUUACCCAAAUUCGCUGGAAGAUGAGUCGCCAUGGCCUUCAAGACUUGCAAUCAAACAGGACCCCGGUGCAGCUGAAGUGAAUGAAGACAGCGACGGUGAUGACCUAAUGGUUACAGGAGCCAUCAUUGUAAAGAAACCCCUUGAGACACCAGAGCAUCUCAUCGUCAAGCCACGAAUUCCAUCUAAACCCAUAAAGAAAGCACCAUCAAAGCAACGGCGCCUAGGUCUUUCAAAGUCUGGUAUGAAGAAGGAUAUCAGACAACCAAGUUUGCUAGAAAGUCUUGCCAAGUUCCAAUUCAAGAAAUCUUGUCUGUAAAUAAAGUGCAAUCUUAGUAAUGUA
Molecule: messenger RNA, 2556 nt
Organism: Rhipicephalus sanguineus (brown dog tick)
Lineage: Eukaryota; Metazoa; Arthropoda; Arachnida; Ixodida; Ixodidae
Product: exonuclease 1-like
Exons: 11
Coding region: 16-2532 (838 amino acids)
Biological process (GO): mismatch repair; DNA recombination
Cellular component (GO): nucleus
Molecular function (GO): 5'-3' DNA exonuclease activity; DNA binding; 5'-flap endonuclease activity
Source: RefSeq, a predicted model, not a curated record